Messenger RNA from Racocetra fulgida, 1005 nucleotides. The record is from the annotation of a GenBank genome assembly. NCBI's taxonomy places the organism in Eukaryota, Fungi, Glomeromycota, Glomeromycetes, Diversisporales, Gigasporaceae.
UGCAUCUCUAAUGAUUCUGAUAAUAAUCAACUUGGGCAUCUACCUUUAAUUCGUAUUGAACUCUAUUGUGAAAAAACCUUUGAAACAUGGGAAGAAUAUCAAGAGACACUAGAACAUUAUGCACAGGGUGGUGAUGCUGCAAAUCUUUUACAGUACUUUGAAAAAGAGCAUGCCAAGAACCCCGAUUGGUAUGUUCAAUCAUGGAUUGAUCCAGAAACAAAUAGAUUACAGGGAGUCCAGCCUGGCAAAUUUAUGAUCGAUGCAGACCUAGGUCUUGAAAAUAAUUUAACUUUAGAAGUGGUUAAUAAUGGACCAAUUGAAUUUGAAUAUGAUUUUCAACAAAUACGGUUUAAUGAACUUUUCGAAAGGGUUGAUUAUUCUUUAAUUGCUGAGGUUUGGGAAGUUCAAUCAAUCGAGUAUAAGUUAUAUGUUGGACAAAACUCUGAAAAAGCCUACUUUCAUAUUUCUCUUAUUCCAAAAUAUGCGAUGAUUAAUGAUGAGCCAUUUGUUAGAGGAAAGUCAUUGGAAGACAACAGUUCAACAUCGUCCUUGCCUUCUUUUUUGGACGUUGUUAAUUCGUGGAGUACUAUGCUUAUUGAACCUCCAUUACAAACUACAGCAAAAGCAAUUGGCUGUAAACAAUCAAUUAAAGGAUCAUUACUUGGACUUGCUCAUAAAUAUGUAAAAUUGGUUAAUUAUGAUGAUUUGAAUGAUUCAGACAUUUUAAUGAAAAUAUUUAAGGAAUGGAUACAUACACAUGAGGAAGGACAAUGUAACAAACAAACCAUAGAACAGAACAAUCAAGUAAUUAAAUCUGAUCAAGAUACUGAAACCACACAACUAGAUAUUCAGAAUCCACUUAAACAUAUUGGAAAAGGGUGUCCUCCUAAAAGGCAAAUAAAAUCAGCAAUUGAACAAUCAAAAAAAAGUAAACAUUCAGCUGAUACUUCGUCCUGUGCUUCUUGUCAGUGUAGUAUUUGCAAAAGUAAGGAAUAUGAUAAAUGA